This is a messenger RNA of [Torrubiella] hemipterigena, 698 nucleotides long. The record is from the annotation of a GenBank genome assembly. NCBI's taxonomy places the organism in Eukaryota, Fungi, Ascomycota, Sordariomycetes, Hypocreales, Clavicipitaceae.
GGCUGAGGCCGUGCGUCAUGGUUCUGCGUAGCUUGGGUCCAGAGCGCAUCUAUCUACGAUACAGCAUCUGUAUAUUUUAUAUUUUGCAAGCAAUAAACAGAACACAUCUCAUUCAUCCGCCCUUUGGUCUUGCAAGAAAAUGGGCCGCCGUCUUGAUAUCGUCUACCCUGGCUGGAGCGGCCGAUACAUGGACGUGAUCGACUCGCAUACAUCAGAAAUUCUCUACAAGUACGAGAAAAAGGGCAUUUUCAAGCAAUCCAUCAUUAUAACGCGUCCGUCGGAGAAGGGAUCUAGCAGCGAACACACUAUUGCCAAAGUCUCCAUUUCAAGCAAGAUUGCUAUCGACAUUGAAGGGGGCAACGCCGCCAUGAAGAAGCCGAGCAACUUUUCGAGCAACUAUGAAUUUGUCACAGAUGCUCUCAGUGGUACAUGGACAAAGCCUGGUUGGUUAUCUAGUCGCAUGGAGCUCGUCUCAACAACUGGUGUCCUGGCAAGCUUGGAGAGAGCAUGGUCAUUCUUCCAAGAAGGCACACUUGAGAUCUUGGGUAAUCCGUCGCAACGACAACUCGACAUGAUUGUUGUCACAGCACUCGUUAUGAUGGAAAAGCAGGAUAGUGACAGGAAGGAUGCAUCACAGGACUCAUGGGCAGCACAUGCCGCUCCUGAUGCUGCUGCCGCUAGUGUGCCUACAUUCUGAG